Scleropages formosus (Asian bonytongue) is the source of this 1783-nucleotide messenger RNA. It is a transcript of the gene ola1, whose product is annotated as Obg-like ATPase 1. Lineage: Eukaryota; Metazoa; Chordata; Actinopteri; Osteoglossiformes; Osteoglossidae. Gene Ontology annotation, molecular function: GTP binding; ATP binding; ATP hydrolysis activity. Bases 104 to 1294 code for a protein of 396 amino acids. Gene Ontology annotation, cellular component: cytoplasm. The record is from RefSeq and is a predicted model, not a curated record. The transcript is spliced from 11 exons.
UUCCAUCCUUCUCUUCCCGUUCCACACUGCAGAGGGUCUGCGUGUUAUUCGCUUUGAGCGGUGUGUCGUUUCCCACCCGAGAGAAAACUAAUCACAUACUGAGAUGCCUCCGAAGAAGGCGGGCGAUGGACCAAAGCAGGCACCCCUGAUCGGCCGCUUUGGCACCUCUCUGAAGAUUGGAAUAGUCGGGUUGCCAAAUGUCGGGAAAUCAACCUUUUUCAAUGUGCUCACGAAGAGCCAGGCUGCUGCAGAAAAUUUCCCAUUCUGCACCAUUGACCCAAAUGAGAGCAGGGUGCCUGUUCCUGAUGAGCGCUUUGACUUCCUCUGCCAAUUCCACAAGCCUGCCAGUAAAGUUCCAGCCUUCCUGAACGUGGUGGACAUUGCUGGACUGGUGAAGGGGGCACAUGCUGGCCAGGGCUUGGGGAACGCCUUCCUGUCCCACAUCAGUGCCUGUGAUGGCAUCUUUCACAUGACCCGUGCAUUUGAAGAUGAGGAUAUCAUUCACGUUGAGGGGAACGUUGACCCAGUGAGGGACAUUGAAAUCAUCCAUGAGGAGCUGCGCCUGAAGGAUGAGGAGAUGAUCGGGCCCAUCAUUGACAAGUUGGAGAAGACCGCGAUAAGGGGUGGAGACAAGAAGCUCAAGCCUGAAUAUGACAUAAUGUGCAAAAUUAAAAACUGGGUAGUGGAUGAAAAGAAACAUGUCCGCUACUGUCACGACUGGAAUGACAAAGAGAUUGAUGUGUUGAACAAAUACUUGUUCCUGACAUCCAAGCCGAUGAUUUACCUUGUCAACCUGUCAGAGAAGGAUUACAUCAGGAAAAAGAACAAGUGGUUGGUGAAGAUUAAGGAGUGGGUGGACAGCCAUGAUCCAGGAGCACUGGUCAUCCCCUUCAGUGGGGGCCUGGAGAACAAGCUGCAAGACAUGAGUGAAGAGGAGAGACAGAAGUACUGCGAGGAGCACAAGACCCAGAGUAUACUGACGAAGAUUAUCAAGAGUGGCUAUUCAGCCCUGCAGCUGGAAUACUUUUUCACCGCCGGCCCAGAUGAGGUGCGCGCGUGGACCAUCAGGAAAGGCACCAAGGCUCCGCAAGCUGCCGGCAAGAUCCACACAGAUUUUGAGAAGGGCUUCAUAAUGGCCGAAGUGAUGAAGUUCCAGGACUUUAAAGAGGAAGGUAGUGAAAACGCUGUCAAGGCUGCUGGAAAAUACAGACAACAAGGCAGAAAUUAUGUUGUGGAAGAUGGAGACAUUAUCUUUUUCAAAUUCAACGCACCUAACCAGCCCAAGAAGAAGUGAUGUGAGAGGUUGGCUCUGGUCAACCGGAUGAACUGCACUGUAAGCGAAGUGGCGCUGUUUGUUUUAAAUAGAGUGAAACAGGGUUGUUUGAUCGCUCCCUACAGAGGGGAACUAGCCUCCUUCCUGUCUGUUGGGUUGGUUGGUUGGUUGGGUGGGAGGACCACCCUUCCCCAUUCCGACUGCUGCCACCACUAUCCAACACCUUUCAAAAAAAAAAAACACACACAAAUCACAGAAGUCCACUAAAUACUGACAGCUUUGCUAUUUAAGGUUAGGAUUCCCCCCCCCCCCCCCCCCCCCGGAACAGGGGGUGCUUCUGAAGAAGUGUAUUACCCUCCAGAUACUUCAUUAAUCUCCAUCACGAGUGCCAGCCCCGACACAGCUGACAGCGAGGACAAUGCAUCCAGCUUCUCUCUUCACCAUCUUCCGAUAAUGCAUGUUUUACAGUAGCCCAGAUGUCCACACUCAAUAAAACAUUGGCCAAAACGA